Molecule: messenger RNA, 2726 nt
Organism: Beta vulgaris subsp. vulgaris (sugar beet)
Lineage: Eukaryota; Viridiplantae; Streptophyta; Magnoliopsida; Caryophyllales; Amaranthaceae
Exons: 4
Coding region: 155-1744 (529 amino acids)
Biological process (GO): regulation of DNA-templated transcription
Molecular function (GO): double-stranded DNA binding
Source: RefSeq, a predicted model, not a curated record
AAUAGGAAAUAGAGAAUAGAGAGAUAAUGGUCUUGUGUAGCAAAAGAAGGUUGUAAACCUAACUCUCCAAAUCUCCAUUUGAAUCUGUAGAAAUUUCUCGAUUACAAGGAAUUCGCCAUUUCAGUCUGCAGAUUACAGAUUACAGAUAAACUAAAUGUCUGUGUUCUACCAAAACAUGAAUAUUAGAGGUUGCACUGGUAUUGCCAAACCUGGUCUCUUACUGAUGCAGUUGGACUUGCCGACUUUUAGGCUUGGCGAACUACAUAUGAUUCCCACUUUAACACUUCCAUUACCAUGUUAUCAUCAGAAGAAAACAGGUCUUAAACUUAGGUGUCGGCACUCAGUGGCUGAAAGAUCAUUUUCUAGCUCUCGAGCUGUGUCUACACAGAAGCCAUACACCAACCAGGUGAAGAAGAAAGAAGAAGGUGCAUCAUCCUUGUAUAUGCGCCCUAGUUUGCUAGAUAUGAAGAAGCAGAAAAUAGAAAAUCGAGCCCGAGUUUAUGAGUUUUUGAGAGGGAUUGGUGUGGUUCCCGACGAACUUGAUGGGCUAGAACUACCUGUUACAGUUGAUGUCAUGAGGGAACGUGUGGAUUUCCUCCACAAAUUGGGACUUACAAUUGAGGAUAUUAAUAAUUAUCCACUUGUUCUUGGCUGCAGUGUUAAAAAGAACAUGAUUCCAGUACUAGAUUACCUUGGAAAACUAGGUGUUCGGAAAUCUAGCAUCACUGAUUUCUUGAGAAGGUACCCACAAGUCCUCCAUGCUAGUGUUGUUGUGGAUCUUCAGCCUGUAGUUAAGUAUCUGCAAGGAAUGGAUAUCAAGCAAGCUGAUGUUCCUCGCGUUCUGGAGAGAUAUCCAGAGGUCUUAGGAUUUAAGCUUGAGGGGACCAUGAGCACAUCAGUAGCAUAUUUGGUCGGGAUUGGGGUUGGAAGAAGAGAAAUUGGUGGGGUUUUGACUAAAUACCCUGAGAUAUUAGGUAUGAGAGUAGGCCGUGUCAUCAAACCUUUUGUUGAAUACUUUGAAAGUCUAGGCAUUCCAAAAUUAGCUGUUGCUAGAUUGAUUGAAAAGAGGCCUCACAUCCUUGGAUUUGAAUUAGAAGAGAAGGUUAAACCAAAUGUUGGAUACCUUCUCGACUUUAAUGUCAGAGAAAGGUCACUUGCAGCAGUGGUUGCUCAGUAUCCUGAGAUUAUUGGGAUUGAUCUGAAGUCCAAGCUUCACACACAGCAAAGCUCAUUCAAUUCUAUCCUUGAUCUGGGUCCUGAGGAUUUUGGGCAGAUAAUAGAGAGGAUGCCACAGGCUAUAAGCCUUAGUAAAACAGCUAUAGUGAAGCAUGUGGAUUUUCUUAAACUUUGUGGUUUCUCUUUACAACAGAUAAAAAUGAUGGUUGUUGGGUAUCCUCAGUUGCUUGCAAUGAAUCUAGAUAUAAUGAAGUUGAAUUUCGAUUACUUUCAAUUGGAAAUGUCUAGGCCUUUGGAUGACUUGGUUGAUUUUCCAGCUUUCUUCACUUAUGGUUUGGAGUCCACAAUAAAGCCAAGGCAUCAACAAGUUGCAAAGAAAAAACUUAAAUGCUCCCUUUCUUGGCUUUUAAAUUGCUCAGAUGAGAAGUUCGAGCGAAGAAUGAGUUAUGAAUCUAUUGAUUUGGAGGAGAUGGAGCCUCAGGCCACGUUUGACAUGAAAUCUCUUAUGGGAUCUAGAUCAGAUGAGUCAGAUUAUGAAAUUGAUGACUAUGAUGAUGAAGAUAUGUAAUGUGUAUUCAACUUUGUAUUUUCAUGGGGAUUGUGAAUUGUUUCUCUGAUUCUCUCUCCGACGUUGUGGGAAUGUCCAUAUCGAUAAGGAUUGCAAGCAAUGAACGGAUUUGUGUAAUGGUUGUUAAUGGUCAUUGAUGUGCAAACAAGUUAAAGCACCAAGCUUUCAUUCUAUUGUGGGGAGUAAGCUCAAAAGAUCAUGUAUAAAAUGUUCCAUAUGUGUCUCAAUUACAACUCAGUAGCUGCCCAGAAGAUGAAGCCCCAUCGACCUUAGGAUCAGCCUGCCCGGCCACGCGGAUGGCCGGGUGCUUCCCUUCUCUUUGCUCGUGCUCAUCGCUGCUACGCUGCUGCUCUCUUGUCGUCAUACAUUGAUACUCGCUGCUGCACGUUUGCCGCUCGUCGUCUUUGUGCUUGCUUUCAUGAAUAUGUCUACAACACCAUCAUAUCUUACAUGACAGCCUCUUAAUGUCUUUUCGUAGCAUUCUCUUUACAUAUAUCUGGAAAUAUAUCCUCAAAACAUAAUUUAGGAUUCUUGGAUUUAUGUUCCUUUGAUAUAAAAUUUUGAGAACUGCUAUCAUGUGCACUUGUCGUAAAUAUGACUACUUAAAUUAUGAAUUACUUCUAUGUAUUAUGCGAGAGGAAGAAUGGGAAUGAUAAAUGUAGUCAACCUCCUGUUUAAGGAUAUGGUUACAACCUUGCAGUUUAAGGCUUGUUUCAUUGUUUGCAUCAUAUUCAGUUUUUUCAUUUUGAGAUUUUACAAGUCAUGUGAUAUAGCUGUAAGAGGAACUUACAACUAGUCAUACUUAUAUUAAUCAUGUUUAUCAUGAAACGAGACAAAAGAAAACUGGAAACUACGUUUUCUAGAUUCCAUAUUUUUAUUUUUUUUCUUUCUUUUAAGAAAAAGUGAAUACUAGAACAAGAAACCGUAAACGUACAUUUUAUUGUUACUCGUCGUGUUUACUCUCUUCUAAUAGUAGUCUAUC